CCCCCGCGGCCCCUGGGGGGGGGGGGGGGGGGGGGGGGCGCCGCGGCUGCGGGGAUGCAGGGCAUCACCGCCUACGACUCGGAGGAGGAGGAGGAGGAGCAGAAGACGGAACCGAAGCCAGCUCCGGUCGGUGCCCAGGCGACAGCGAAGGGACCCGCCCCGAAGCCGAAGGCCAGCGCACCGCCUUCGUCUGCCGCCUCCGCCAAGAAGGCCCACGUCGCAACCGCUAAGCUGAACCAUCUGCGCAAGGAGAUCUUGGCAGCCAAGUCCGCCACGGCCACGGUACAGGUGGUGCGGGCAGCCAUUGACACCUCCUGGGACUCGCGCUGGGCCGCACAGGCAUUGUAUUACGUCGCCAAGCGGUCUACGGCACGCACGAGGAAGGAGUGGGCUGCCGACAAGGCCGUGCUGCGACUGGCGGCGAAGCUGCAGGAGGAGGCUGCGGGCUACGGCGUCGCCUCGCGCAGGGACGAGGACGUGGACACGCUGCUGCUGUCGCUGGAGGGCCUGCGGCGCAUGGGGAUGCAGGAGCCCGAGGCGCAGAAGGACGUUCUCGGGCGCGUCUUCUCGCUGCUCGACGCGGACAGCUGGAGGCAUCCAGUGAAGAGCUUGGCCAGACUGUACUGGCUGGGUGCCUCGGUCAAGCUCGAGGGGCGCAAGGAGCUCCCCCAGGAGCUCCGGCGACGGUACGCCGAGCUGAGCGGCCCGGACGCCGCGCUGAUCAUAGCGGCGAUGCAGCACGAGGGAGGGCGCGACGCGGCCCUGCUGCAGAAGGUGCUGGCCAGGCACCGCACCGUGUGGGGAGUCAGCGGGGAUGCUGGGCCCCAGGUGGUUCUCCGAGGGCGUCUCCGAUGGCUGCGGGCUCAAGGCUGAGGGCGUGCACGCUGGCUGCUCCGCCACCGACCUCGUGGAGAUGUCCGAGGGCCUCAAGGCGCUGGGCGUGGACGACGAGGGCGCCCUUCGCCCGCUCGGCCAGGAGGCGCUCCGCAGGCGCGGGGAGCUCACGCCCGACGAGUCGCACCGCAUACACACCGCGUUCCAGGCGAUGAAGCUGCCUCUGCCGCAGGUGUGGGCAAAGGUAGGGUCUGUCACCAAGCGGGGCUCAGCGCAGAUCGUCACCACGCAGGCCUUCGUUCCGCAGGAGGGCCACCAGAAGAAGCGGCGUGGGAACAAUGAGAUCGAGCGCACCUCGCCCCCGCGGGUGGUGCGCGACUACAAGAUGUGCUCUUACUGAGGGCGGCGCCCCCUGUGCUUGCCCAGGGAUCCGCAGGAGCUAAGAUCCCCCUGGUGUCGCAGGUUUGGGCGAAACGCGGCCUUGCAACCGCUCUUCAUCCUCGU
Messenger RNA from Prorocentrum cordatum, 1338 nucleotides. The record is from the annotation of a GenBank genome assembly. Lineage: Eukaryota; Dinophyceae; Prorocentrales; Prorocentraceae.